UAAUUCAAUGUUAUUACAUGGCUCUUUACAAACCCCUUUCACCCACAACAAAUAGUUUGGUAUGCCUGCUGUCUGGUUGGCACAUAGGCCAUAGUUAUAUUUAGCUUGUGUUUUGCAAACUGACCUGACCUAAUUUCCUCAUUGGUAGCCAACAGAGAACCAGAGAAAGGUCGCACCAGAGAAAGUAAGACAAGGGGAGAACCGUGGCUGUUGUGACAUGGCCUGCAGAAAUCCAGAGCUGGUGCCGUAUACUGUAAGAGCAACACCUUCUCCUGUGUUAUGCCCCGAUAACGACAGUUCUAACGAGGAGGCUGAGAUAAAUGUGAUGAUACCUGACACAAUUCUUCACAUAGAGACAGAAUCCUUCUUUGUGAACCGUCAACAGCUGGCUUUUCAGAGCCCCUAUUUCCGUGCACUUUUCUAUGGCGGCGGCAGAGAGAGUGGCAAGCGCCACGUUGAGAUCAAAGGUGUGGGUGUGGACCAGUUUCGUGUCCUGAUGGAAUACACCCAGACAUCCAAGCUAUCUCUCAGCAGAGAGAAUGUCCUGAGGAUCCUAGAGACAGCAGACUUCCUCCAGCUGGAGAGACCUAGGCUCCUAUGUUGCAAGUUCCUGGAGAGAGAGCUGCAUCUGAGCAACUGCUUGGGCAUGAUGUCCUACGCUUGGCAGCUGGGAUGCCGGGAGCUCUACACAGCAGCACGUGAGGUGGCUCUAACCCACCUACCUGCUAUCGCCACAGAGGAGGACUUCAUGUAUCUGUCCAAGGAGAGUGUGGCGGACCUCCUUGCCAGUGAUAAACUAUUUGUACCCAGGGAGGAUCAAGCCUUGGAGAUGACCUUACGCUGGGCAACCUUUGACCCCAGUCGGGAGGAGGACUUCAUGGAGUUGGUGGAGCUGGUGCGACUAGAGAACCUGUCUCUGCCCUACAUCACUGAUCUGCUCACCAGGCUUAAAGGGUCUGACCCACAAGCCAAACUCAUCUGUAAACUGAAUGACAAUUUUCCUACUAGCUGGUCUAUGUGCAGGUCCAUACCUCGGGCCAGAGAAACACUGUACAUACUCGGAGGGCCCCAUGACCAGGACAAACAGUCUCUCUACCAGUUUUACCCCCACAGUGGGAGAUGGCAGUCUCAUGCACCACUUCAGAGGAAGAAUCUCACACAGUACUCUGUGGCAGCAGUAGGAGAAAACAUUGUAGUCACCGGAGGCAACUUCCGUGAUGAGAUCUUUUGGUACAGCGUGGACUGGGUGCGGAUAUUCCAGUGUGGGAACGAGCGCUGGGUGGAUGGCCCUCCACUGCAGAAGUCCAGGCACAGCCACUGCUCUGUGGGCCUGGGGCAGGAGCUGUACGUCCUGGGGGGCACCAUGGACGAGGGGCCUGUGGCCCACGUGGAGAAGCUGCCGCUUGGGGCACAGGGCUGGGAGGAUGUCAGCCCCAUGGUGCGGGCUGUGGAUAGGGCUGCCACCGUUGCUCUGGAUUUGUGUAUCUAUGUCGCCUGUGGACUGGAUGAGAAUGGGGAGGUGUACAGCGGCAUUCAGAGAUACCUGGUGAAGGAGGACCAAUGGGACGUUGUCACCUACUCCCCUCUGCCCAGGUAUGACCUUCUUGCAACAGUGCUCAACGGGGCCCUCUAUCUCCUGGGAGGUCAGGCAUUGCGGCUAGAUGUGGAGACAGACGAAUGGACAGUUCUAGAAGAAGAAUGUCUGGACAGAAAGUUCUUUGGUGGCUGCACCACAGUCAAUGGGCAGAUCUACCUGCUGAGUGAGCGAAAGAUGAACAAAGCAUUCCCCAACAUGGUACUGAUGGAUCCUUACAUCGACACCUGCAUGGAAAUAGACAAUGCCAUACCCUGUCCUGUGCCUCUCCGUGGCUGUGUUACCAUGUGCUUGGUCACAUGACACUGGUGAGUUGCCAGUAAGCAUUUAGCAGUUCACAUCCUUCUCACCAACUCCCUCUCCCCAAUAUAAUAGAUAUUCUAUUGAAAUGGUCAGACACUUAUCAGCUAUUGAUUUUGCUUUUGAAUGAAAAGGUACAAACACAUUUAUCAAUAGUUUGAUAAAAGUUAUUUAUUGAUUUUGUUGACCUGGCCAGAGUGAACAAACUUAUGAGGUGUGUGCAUUCAGAACAAGACUAGUCAUGUGUUAUUGCCAUUUGUAUCAUUGCACUAGUAGAACUUUUAAUAAAAUAAACAUCCAAUAAUCAUGAUUGAAGGCCCAGUGCAGUCAAAAAUGUGAUGUCCCCGUGUUUUAUAUAUGCAGUACAUUUCCACACUAUGAGGUUGUGACAUUUGAAAAUGCUGAUAAUGCCCUUCAUCCCACCAAAAUAGUCAAACAUUUCAGGCGGUCUGUUCAAACAGCUCUUACACUAAAAGGGCAUUAUCAUAAUUUUCACAAUUUCACAGUUAAUAGACCAAUAAGAAAGAGAGUAACAAACCUCUCUGCCAAUAACAGCUAGUUUUCAGUUUUCCCCUUCCCACUCAGUCCACUCCCAGACAGUUCUAGCUAAAUUCUUGCUUGAGAAAUUGCUCUUUGCUAAGAAGAUGUUUUUGACCAUAACAACUAAUUGUGAACUUUAAUAUCUUCAAAACAAAGCAACUGUUUAGGUUAUGCAGAGGUUGUUGAUUCUGCUCUUCACAAGUCCUCACUGUCAGCCCUUGCUAUGGAAACAACAUUUCCCUAGUAUAACAUAAGGGUGUAACACUGGUGUUACAGUACAAAAGCAGCAUUAAGAGAGUGAGGCACACCUAGACCCUGGUAACAACAUAGUCAGUCUCAAAGAAGUGUGUUCCUACC
This is a messenger RNA of Salvelinus fontinalis (brook trout), 2791 nucleotides long. Its product is annotated as kelch-like protein 23. Lineage: Eukaryota; Metazoa; Chordata; Actinopteri; Salmoniformes; Salmonidae. The transcript has 3 exons. The coding region runs from base 218 to 1897 and encodes 559 amino acids. The record is from RefSeq and is a predicted model, not a curated record. Gene Ontology annotation, molecular function: protein binding.